Spea bombifrons (plains spadefoot toad) is the source of this 903-nucleotide messenger RNA. RefSeq names its product free fatty acid receptor 3-like. Bases 1 to 903 code for a protein of 300 amino acids. Gene Ontology annotation, molecular function: bioactive lipid receptor activity. The transcript has a single exon. Gene Ontology annotation, biological process: positive regulation of calcium ion transport; positive regulation of insulin secretion; response to fatty acid. Lineage: Eukaryota; Metazoa; Chordata; Amphibia; Anura; Pelobatidae. Gene Ontology annotation, cellular component: plasma membrane. The record is from RefSeq and is a predicted model, not a curated record.
AUGGUGCUCUAUAUUUUCUUCAAGAAGGCUCGGAGAAGGUUGACUCCCAACCUUAUCUACAUGAUAAACCUUUGCGUCUCCGACUUGCUGUUCAUAAUGGUUUUACCCAUUAAGAUAAUCGAGACUUUUUUGUCUGCCUGGACCCUUCCUGCCAUCCUCUGCCCGUUGUUCAACUUCUUCCACUUCAGCACCAUUUACGCCAGCGCCUGCUUCCUCACGGCGGUGAGUGUUGGCCGGUACUUGAGUGCCGCUUUUCCUAUCAAAUACAAGAUUUAUAAGAAGCCCAAAUACUCCUUCAUUAUUUGCAUUACUUUAUGGGCCAUCGUCAUCUUUCACGUCGCCUUCGUGUUUUUGAUCGAGACCACGCAACAUGGGAGCCUGGAAUUUUUUCUCCGGCACCACGACAGCAAGAUGACCUGCUAUGGCAAUUUCACGGCCGCACAGUUGAAUCUGAUCGUGCCGGUAAGACUGGAGAUGUCCGUGGUCUUGUUCUUCUUACCGUUAUCUCUCACCACCUUCUGUUAUGUGUCUUGCAUCAGAAUCUUCAUGAGAUCCUACAUGCACGUCAAGCACAAAAAAAGGGCUAUCCGUGUGGCUAUCACCACGUUGACCAUUUUCAUCGUGUGCUUCGGCCCAUACAACAUUUCACACGUGGUGGGAUAUAUAAAUCACGAAAGCGUCUCGUGGAGAGACGAGGCUCUCUUAACCAGCACUUGCAAUGCUUUCCUGGACCCGCUUAUCUUCUACUUCUUAUCUUACCCUAUGGACCAGGGCUUCUACCAGCUAUGGAAAACACUGAAAUUCAAGUACAGCAUUUCCAAAAGGAAACUUUCCUCUGUGUUCAUGAAGGUUCCGAGGGACGAUUCCAAAGUGGGUAUAAGAACUAUUUCAGCAACUGUGUGA